ACUCCGUGCAUACGCACGCACACCGUCCGUGCGCACAGAACACCGCGGGCAGUCUCAAUUUAACGAGAUACGAUAAUUGCGAAAAUUCUUAACCUAAUAAAUAAUUCUCUUUUAAAAAAACAGUGCAAUCAUGUAAAAUCCAAUAGUCAGUGAAAAAUAAUUGAUUGAAGAGAAUUUAGCGUGUGGAUUUUGGUCUUGACCAUCAAAAACACUUCGAUUGGAUCUCUGAAACGGGAAUGGGAGUAUCAGAUACAUUGAUUUACAUUCUGUUUUCCGAUGAUGCCCUGGUUUCCAGCGAUUGCCGUAGUUACCGACAAGGCAUCGCUUGAGAUCAAGGUUCAGGUUUUGUCCGCGGAGUAGGAGGGCAUAAAGUUGCCAAUCGCGAAAAAAUUCCCUCCAUCCGGAUGUUAAUUCGUAUCGGCUUCCUCCUUUCAUUUUCCUCGUAAACAAUAAAAAAAAUAAUGGUUUCUCAUUAUGAAUUAAUUACCAAACUCCAGAGCUCUUCAAUUUUCUUCAGGCGACAUGCCCUGAAUAAACCAAAAAAAUAGACUUCUCUGUAUCGUAGAGCCGUCCUUAUUCCCCGUAAUUAACAAACAAUUCAUCUGUUUGUAAAUGUUUGUCAUGUUGUCCGCAUAAUUCCGUCGUAAAAUUAUCCCGAAUGACAAGUAUCAACUAAUUAUCUCACCGUAAAGAAUUCCUUUAUCGUUUCUACCACUAAUUUCCUCGGAAAUGUGGAAAUGACGCCGUCAGCUGUUUUCGGACAGCCACCAUGUUUGCGCAGAGCACCUGCGCGAAGUUCAUAAGUUUUCAAUCGCUGUUUCUGUCAUGCGACAAUUGUUAUCGGUCAUUAUCGUGUGAUUACAGGUUAAUUAGUAAUUAUUUUGAUAGUCUUACGUGGUCCGGUGUUGAUUUUAAGAACAAUUCGCAGCUGGGAAUUUUUUUCGUGUGAUUUUUUCCAGUUCAGAAGGAAUUCUGCGGUUUUACAAAAGUUCCGAGGUGUAGAAGCCAUUUUUAUAUGGCGAGCGCGGGAGAGACCGAGGAAUUUGAAGGCUUCCUCGGGUUUUCCGAGGCCGGAGGACAGAAAAGACAUAAAAAACACAAACAUAAAAAACAUAAAAAAAAGAAAUUGGGGGACAACGAGGGAGUCAUCAUCGAUGGUACUAGAAUAAGAAAGAAGAGUUUUAAAGUGAGACUUGCUGCUGAAAAUGAAAAAUUAUCAGAAAAAAGUCGGGAGAAGCCGCCGAAGGUGUCAACGACCCCUCAGGCAGGGCCCAGCACAUCGUCAUCCCCAAAAGUCGUGAAGAAGAAGGUGUCAAAGGGUGGAAAAUCGAGGGACAGUGGAACUAGCAGUGAGGAGGAGCGAUGGCUAGACGCUAUUGAGUCUGGAAAGCUGGAAGAGGUGGAUGACGAGCUGAAAAAAAUCAAACCAAAGGAUCCCAAACUGAUGACAGCGAGACAACGCGCCAUGUUCGAGAGAAAAACAGAUACAGAACCGAAUCCUGGAGUUGAACAGCUCAUGUCACUGCCCACCGGGUAUAAGGAGAAAGUUAUGACAGCAGAGGCCAUUCAAAAAGCUGCUCUCAAAUCAUUAAAAAGAAAGCAACUGGCUGAUGAGAAACGAGAGAAAGAUAAAAAAAAAACGAUGGAGAGAUUGCUGAAGAAACAGGAGUCCAAAGCCUCGAAGAUCACAGGAAAGGGAAAACCCUCGAAGAGACAAGUUCCUUUAGUCACUUAUCGAGUGACACUCGAGGGUAGCUCGAUAUCCUAUCCCCCUGGCGAAGAAUUCCCCCUUCGACCUUUAAAAAUGAAGAAACUUCCGGAAUUGUCACUGUGUGCAGUCCAGCAGUGCCGAAAUCCCAGGAAGUACUCGUGCUCCAAGACUGGCAUUCCCCUCUGCAGUCUCCAGUGCUACAAAGCGAAUCUAGCUGGAAUCAUGACAUAAUCUGAAAUUGUACAAAGAUAAAUAAAUUAUCA
Fopius arisanus is the source of this 1974-nucleotide messenger RNA. RefSeq names its product INO80 complex subunit B. Lineage: Eukaryota; Metazoa; Arthropoda; Insecta; Hymenoptera; Braconidae. Gene Ontology annotation, cellular component: Ino80 complex. The transcript is spliced from 5 exons. The record is from RefSeq and is a predicted model, not a curated record. Gene Ontology annotation, biological process: chromatin remodeling. The coding region runs from base 1016 to 1942 and encodes 308 amino acids.